UGUACUUAAACCUUAAUUUUGUGUAGGUUAUAUUUAUUUUGUAAAGUGUAAUUAUACCAAAAUUUUUAAAAUAUAUAAUGAUUCUAUCUAGGGUAACAAGAUUGCAUCUAAGAAACUUAUCAAAGGUCUAUUACUCUACAUCAUCUGAUGUAUUACCAAAAAAUAUUGCUAUUACAUCUGCUCAGUUUCAAACGAAUAAUGGAACUGUUUAUGAUAAAAAACCAUUAAAAAUUUAUUUACAAGCAGGUAAAAAAUAUUCUUGGUGUUUAUGUGGAAGAAGUAGAAGUCAGCCAUUUUGUGAUGGAACUCAUAGAAUAGCACAACUUAAAAUUACUCAAAAACCAGUGAGGUUGAUAGUAGAAGAAUCGAAAGAAUAUUGGCUCUGCAAUUGUAAACACACAGCUCAUCGUCCAUUUUGUGAUGGAACUCACAAAUCAAAAGAAGUGCAAGAUAGUACCUCAAUUAUCAGACAAUGAAAAUAUAUUUUUGUGUAGGUGAUUAUAAUAAAUAUUAAUUUAUGUUUAGUACUUUCAA
Molecule: messenger RNA, 534 nt
Organism: Diorhabda sublineata
Lineage: Eukaryota; Metazoa; Arthropoda; Insecta; Coleoptera; Chrysomelidae
Product: CDGSH iron-sulfur domain-containing protein 3, mitochondrial-like
Exons: 4
Coding region: 78-476 (132 amino acids)
Cellular component (GO): intracellular membrane-bounded organelle
Molecular function (GO): 2 iron, 2 sulfur cluster binding
Source: RefSeq, a predicted model, not a curated record